Molecule: messenger RNA, 3066 nt
Organism: Necator americanus (New World hookworm)
Lineage: Eukaryota; Metazoa; Nematoda; Chromadorea; Rhabditida; Ancylostomatidae
Exons: 26
Coding region: 1-3066 (1021 amino acids)
Biological process (GO): peptide catabolic process; proteolysis
Cellular component (GO): cytoplasm
Molecular function (GO): metalloaminopeptidase activity; peptide binding; zinc ion binding
Source: RefSeq, a predicted model, not a curated record
AUGCCAGCAACAGUGGGAAGCAGCACUGACACAAGCAGCAAAUCGUUGCCUCCACCCUUGGAACGACAGAGAGGACAAAAAAGUGCACAAGGAUUUUUUUGCACCCCUGCCCUCAUGCUGAUUUCUGCAAUAGUCAUAGUUGGCCUUGUUGUACUUUUCUGGAUUGUAACAUAUCUGCUAGUUCAAUCAAAUUCCAAACACCGGUUGUGUGAAGUUGUUUGUGAAAGUGGCGGUCAAAUCAAGGAAAAGUCACGAAAUGUGUCUCUCAUCACUAUGAAAGAAUUCCGACUUCCGAAAAAUCUGAAGCCAAUAUCAUACAACCUGGUCGUCAGAGUCUACCUACCCUUCUACGUAGACUAUCCAGCCGACAAAAAUCUCACAACUGAUGGAGAAGUGGUCAUUGAAGUUGUUGUUUUGGAGCCAACAAAUAAAAUUAUCCUGAACAUUAAGGAAAUUCAGAUAUUAUCAGACAAAUGCGAGGCGCACUCAAAUGGUGCUCGGAUUCCCAUCGAAAACGUAGAAGUAACAAAUCGCUUCGAAAAAGUAACUUUCGUACUUGCUGAGACUUUGCAUGUUGAUCAAAAAGUGAACUUGAAGGUAAUCUUCUCAGGUGUGGUGAACGAUGGCCUCACAGGACUGUACAGAACCCACUACAACGAUUCACAAGGAAAUCCUAAAAUCGCUGCUAUGACAAAAAUGGAGCCGGCAGAUGCACGGAGAUUUGUGCCUUGCUUCGAUGAACCAGAAUAUAAGGCAGUAUGGAAAGUAACUGUCAUUCAUCCUAAUGGAACAAGAGCAAUUGCCAAUGCUUUUGAGAUCAGUGAAACUAUAGAAGCAGACGGAAAGUGGAAGGUCUCAACAUUUGAGCCAACACCCAUCAUGCCAUCUUAUCUUCUCGCCAUAUUUGUAUCCGAGUUUGAGUUUGACGAAUCUUACACGAAAAGAGGUGUGAGGUUUCGUGUAUGGUCCACUCCUGCCACCAAAGAUAGGAGAAAGUAUGGAUUAAAAGCAGCAGUGACUUACAUGGAAACAUUUGAAAAAUAUUUUGAUAUUGAAGAUGUUAUGAAGAAACAAGAUUUGGUUGCAUUACCAGACUAUUCAUCAGGAGCUACGGAAAACUGGGGUUUAAUCGCAUUCAGGACAUAUUUGUUAUUAUUGCCUUCAUUACCUGAUUCAACAAAUGCACACGAUUGGACUGCAGGAACGGUCAUAGCUCAUGAACUGGCUCAUCAGUGGUUUGGAAAUCUGGUUACCAUGAAAUGGUGGGAAGAGUUAUGGCUCAAGGAAGGUUUUGCUAAUUAUUUCGAAAAUAUGGAACUGAAUGAGAAUAGGGACAUGCGAAUUAGAAAAAAGAAUUUCGUCGUUGGUUUGGAUUAUAUAAUGGAAAAAGAUUCCCUUGUUGCAAGUCGUCCACUUUCAUCUAUUAUGGACUUGCCUUCGGAGUUGGGCGAGAUCUACGAUGUAUUAUCUUAUAACAAAGCUGGUUCUAUCAUGGCAAUGAUCCACGACGUUAUUGGAGAACAGAACUUUCGAAAAGCAGUGACUCACUACCUCAAGAAAUUUGCUUUCAAAAGCACAUGCGCAGAUGACAUGUGGAAAGCUUUCGACGAAGUUGUCGAAGGAGUCGAAGGUCCUGAUGGGAGAAAAUUGAAUUUGGUUGAUGUUGGUAGUCGGUGGUCAAAACAGAUGGGUUUCCCGCUUGUGACUGUGGAGCAUUUCAACUCUACUACGUUGAAGAUAAAGCAGGAAAGAUAUUUGAAGAAUCCCAGUGCCGUUGAACCACAGAAAUACAUAUCUUCAAACUAUGGGUACAAAUGGGAUGUUCCUCUGUGGUAUCAAUGGGAUGACGAGCAAUUGCAUUACAAGUGGCUGAAAAGAGAUGAACCGUUGUAUAUACAAAUGAAACACAAAGAUGUGCCCAUUGUUAUUAACGCUGAUAGACGCAGUUACUUUGCUCAAAAUUACGACGCUGAAGGCUGGAAGAAGAUAAUAAAACAACUUCGUGAAAAUCAUGAGGUCUACAAUCCAUAUACAAGAAAUGCGAUUAUCAAUGAUGCGUUUGCGGCUGCUCUCAUUGACCGACUAGAUUAUGAAAUUGUGUUCGAUCUACUUAACUAUUUAUCUACAGAGAAGGAUCACUUAGCGUGGAACGCUGUGGAAAGAGGGUUUCGUACAUUAAAAAGCUUAUUUGCUGAUGAAGAAAGGAAAUGGGUAGAACUUUAUGUUGAUCGAUUAAUGGAAAAGAGGUUCAAAGAGGUUUAUUCCUCGUAUAUAAGCGCUCAAACUGCCACAGCUCAGAAUGUUAGCAGAGUAGCGUACAAACGUCUGCGAUACGAUUGGAGAGAUGGCGUAGUUGAAGAGUUAAAGUCUUCAUCGUCCAUGGAACUAAAUUUUGCGACCUCUCUAAUUGAAUUUUACUGCGAGGGUAACACAACUAGUUGUUCUUCGGCCUUUCGAUCACUUUUUGAAAAAGAAGUUCUUCAUCGAUGCGCAGGAAGUGAAAAAGCUAGUCAAUGUGUCAGGAUUCCGAAGCCUUUCCGAAGAUCCACGUACUGCCAAGGAGUAAAGCAAAUAGGGAGUACUGCAAUGAGCAAGAUAAAAUCUUUGUACAAAAAUGAAGACGAUGCGGAGGAAAAAGAGGACCUUAUGAAGGGGUUGACAUGUGCGCAGCAAAUUGAAGAUCUGAAACGUACUCUACGAAUGGCGAUUGACAAGAAUGGAGGGAUUCAAACGCAGAGUAUUCCUCGCAUUUUUACCCAAGUGGCAAUGAACCCACUUUCAAAUGACUUCAUAAUCAAGUUUUUGUUUGAGAAUUGGAAAGCGAUCUAUGACAGGUUAAAAAAUCAUGAACGUUUUCUCCAAAGUGUGAUUGGUGCAUGCCUCCUUAACAUGCGUUCGAAUGUAGACAUAGUACUAGUGAAACACUACCAAAACAUUAUUCCCGUCAUGCAACAUUCAAACAUCGUGAAUAUUCGUUUGGAAGAGGCUGAACACAGAAUAAAAUGGUCAGAAAAACAUUCAAAAAAGCUCAUUAAAUUCUUUAAAUCUGCAACUGGGAAUGCUUAA